GUUCUUCUCUCCUCUCCCCGGUCCAAACCCGCUUUGAUUGUGCUGGCAACCUUCUGUCAAGAUAUGAGCUGAUUACACUCUGGUCCUGAAUGUUAGUUCGUCCGCCACGUUUUCUGCGUUCCCGCGUCGGCGCUGGAUUGCCAUCCUGUGUUCCGCAGCACAGGCUCCGCCUCGGGCGACGGAGAGGAGCUCAGGACACUGCUCCCUUUGGCGACAAUGCACCGCUUUCGAAUACGUCGUCCUCCGCGGAGCUUGAUGCUGCUCGCGGUGAUCUGAAACAGCCGAACGCCCGCUAUGCGAUUACCCCGGAGAACAAUCGGCAACACCCCUCCAAUAUUCUCUCCGCUUAUGGUUUGACCGUUGGCCGAUCUGCAGGAAAUGGCCUGCUUCGUGGCCAGCACUUGAUGAGUCGGAGGCCCUUUUCACCGCUGUCUUUAGGGGCUGGAGUUCGCCACCUAAGUUCAUCAUCCGUAUCCGACAACCACACUGCAGUCCCCGCGGUGCAGUCGGAUUGGGCCCAUGCGCGUGGUUUGCCCGAGCCAGUCAACCGAUCUAUCAGCUCAAGUUUCACUUUUGAGAGGCCUUUGAAAAAAUUGCCCUAUAAUUGGACAGUGAAGGCCCAGGAUGAUCAUGUACGGUCGAGACAAUAUAAUUACCCUGGAAGGGGGAUUCGAGAAUGGAGAUUGGCCAACAGAGAGCUGUACCAGGCUAGAUGGGAUGGGAGAGAAAUGAAGGAAGAAUUCGUUCAAUAUAGGCUGGAUGACACAGAUAAGCAACUACUCAAAGGCCUCGAACACGACAGUUGGAAAACGUUCAUGGAGCAGUGGACUUCUCUCCCCUAUAGGGAACGAGCGAUUCGCUGGGAACGACUGUCGCUGUGGCUAUUAUGGAACUCUCCAGUACUAACCUUGGAAUUUCUCUUGGUCACCUGUCAUCCUUCCCGGAAGUACAGACCGGUUUUUGCAAUGGUUGCGGAUUGUCUGAUCUAUCUCAACGACCUGCAUCGUGCCGAGGUGGAACGAUGGACAAACGGUAUCCACGAUUUUCGGGCUGUCAUCAGUCGUUGCUUGAGACAUACACAGUGGCCUCUCGCCUAUGUACCGCAAAGAGGUGUCCGUCUUUAUAUCCGGACGGUAGACCAGAUAUUCGUCUAUAAAGCCUGGAAAAGUGUGUGCUACAGCGGCCAUAAACUUAAGGGCGAGACCUUCCUUGCUUUUAUGGCCCGCUUCACAGAAUUUGGGGACAUUGACAACGCAAUCCGGGCGCUGGAGCUCGCAAGGAGGUCGUUCAGACACCUGCAAAUCGAUCCGAUGAAUGUCAUGGUUUCACGCCAUUGCAGCAAGCUCUUAACACUAGACUCGGUUGAGGACACCGAAUCAGGGGAACGCAAUUUCCGCAUCCUUCCCACUCUCCUCAAAAUGGGGAUCCGACCCGAUCGAGACAUGAUGAAUGUGGUUCUGUCCAACGCUCUUAAGACGGGGGAUCCUCAUCUGGGUGUUGACAUGCUGCGCUAUAUGAAGGCUGAAGGCUUCGAGUUGGACUCGUACACUUAUUUGGCUUUACUGCACGAUGCAGUCACUCGUCUCGACCAAGAGCGGCUUGCGCACUUGAUAGAGGAGCUCGCAGCCCGGCCGGAGCUCAAGAAAAGCCCUUAUAUCGCGAGCAAGCUUAUGCAUGCCCACUUUGUUUUCAACGUGAAGAGUCUUGAUACCGCAGCAAAUCGCCGUGAGCUUUUCUACUCUCUGUUGAAUAUGUAUCACGAGCUGCAUGACAUCACGCCGUUGAAGGAUCUCUCGAUCGUGCCUUAUGAAUACCAUCUUUCAGCAAGCGGCGAAAAGACUCCUCCCUCCGCCAUUGCCCUGUAUCUCAUGAUUGCGACUUGGCUCCGGUGCCAAACCCAGGUGGCCAAUGUCGACCGUGUAUAUUCCAAGUUCCGGGAACUGGUGAAGCAAGGCCACACCGAUGUCGCUCCACUCGCCACGACCGACCAUGUCUACAACGAGUUCAUGCUGGCGUAUCGAAAGAAUCCUCACGGGCUCCGACCGGCUUGCCGCGUCAUGGAAGACAUGCUACACUCCGCCAAUACCGGCAGCUCCGAGGCGACCAUUACCCACACCUUGCCAACGGUCCGGACGUGGACGCUGUUGUUGAGUGCCUUUAUCUUCAACAACCAACCACUUGCCGCGGAGAGGGUGAAAGAAAUGAUGGCUAACCACGGGGUGGAGUACGACAUGAGUACGUGGAAUGUAAUUAUUAGCGGGUUGGCGGCCCAGCAAGAUACAGCGGGAAUUGCGCAGUCCAUCAAGGAACUUGAAGCUCAAGGCUUCGCUGUGGAUGCCUAUACGAUGAAGGCCCUGGGCUAUCUUCGAGACCCGGAGCAGCUCUGGACUGCGAUGGAGAAAAUGGACUUGAAACCCAUGUCUUUGACGCCUGAGGACCCUCUGCAACCCGCUCCUACCCAUCUUCCACCGAAUGAGACGGACGAGGAGCAACCCACCCCUUCCUCUAUCCUGUUAGACGAGCUGGAAGAUGAGCAGCUGCUAGACCGAGGCCUGCAGCGUCUAAAGGCCAACGCAUGAGAUACCCUUCCAUCUGUUUUCCGUGUGUUUCUUUUCUUCCCUUGCAUCUCUAGCGCUGUCAUGUAAAUACGGUGGUUUUGGAUCAAAUCCAGUCGAGCAUUGGUGUCCGGAUAGUGUAAGAUUUUAUGUACGAUAUACAGAUCAAUAAUCAUGAGGGGCCCCUGCAACAGA
Messenger RNA from Aspergillus ibericus CBS 121593, 2750 nucleotides. Its product is annotated as pentatricopeptide repeat protein. Gene Ontology annotation, molecular function: protein binding. NCBI's taxonomy places the organism in Eukaryota, Fungi, Ascomycota, Eurotiomycetes, Eurotiales, Aspergillaceae. The transcript has a single exon. Bases 90 to 2579 code for a protein of 829 amino acids. The record is from RefSeq and is a predicted model, not a curated record.